Lolium rigidum is the source of this 2448-nucleotide messenger RNA. RefSeq lists its product as uncharacterized. Lineage: Eukaryota; Viridiplantae; Streptophyta; Magnoliopsida; Poales; Poaceae. The record is from RefSeq and is a predicted model, not a curated record. The transcript has 10 exons. Bases 225 to 2207 code for a protein of 660 amino acids.
UAAUCCCUAGCUACCUCGUUUCAUCUUCUUCCCCGGCAUCCGCUUCGCUUCUGUAGUUCUGUACCGAAAUUCAUCUAUAGCUAGGUGAUUUGCGUUGCGCAGCUGCUUCGUCAUCCCCGUCACGGCCGGCGUCGACGGCCACCGCCGUUAGCUGCUGCGACGACUGGCCCGGUGUCCAAGAGACCGGCUGGCGGCAGGACACCGCCGUGUGGUGAUCAAAUUAGAUGGAUUACGUUGCGGUUGCGACGCGAGCUCCAAGUCCGAUGAGCCGCAGGACUCGCCAUGCUCACCAGCUCCCGGCCGAUCCUCUACCUCCUCCUCCUCCUCCUCAGUUGCAGACAAGGACGACAGGCAUCGGCAACUUUCCCCACCCGCCUGCUUCUUCUGUGCAGAGUCACAGAAGGAUGGAUCUUGAGCACGAGUUGCAGACGAGGACGACAACAGGCAUCGGCAACGGCAACGGCAACGGCAACAGCAACAGCAACAGCGUGCAGAGUCACAGACGGAUGGAUCUUGAGCACGAGGUGGCGGAGCUGAAGCAGCAGCUGAGCAACGAGCAGACGGUGCACGACAUCCUCGAGCGCGCCCUGCACCCGACCUCGACCUCGGCGCGCUCCGUCGUCCUCAACAUCCCGGCCUUCAUCCCGUCCAAGGCCAAGGAGCUGCUCGCAGAGCUCGUGCUCGUCGAGGAGGAGAUCACGCGGCUCGAGUCCCAGAUCAGCACCAUGAAGGGAGGCCUGGCCGCCGCGCAGCACCAGCGGGCAUCGGCAAUGGGCACCGCCGCCUCCUAUUCAUGCCCGCCAAGCGUCUACACCAGCAACGGCAAUGUGGCAGGAGAUACGACAGGCAACCGCACGACGCCGCAUGCGCCGAUGCCAACAUCCGUGCUGACUCGCCAGCCGGCUGACCAGGUGGCGCCGGAGAUCAAGUCCAUGUUCUUCAUCAGCCAGGCCAUGAACGCCGAGUACCUCAAGCGCCAUAUAGCGGCCGACGACAAGCAGGCAAAGAGCCCCAAAGAUCACCAUAUCAGAGGAUCAGGAGCCGCCGCCGCAGUCAGCCCAAAGUUCAACAACGUCUUCGCCCUCCCGCCUAGAACCUCCCUUGACAAGCAGUCAGAUCGAGCAGCUGAAAAACCACCGAAAAACAUCCAAGAGCCCUCCCCGACGAUGCCAACAGCGAUAAAGAGAGACGAGCAGACCAAAAUCCAGCCAAACAAGCUGUCGGAGAGGAUCGUGAAAUGCCUGGCAGUCAUCUUCAUCAGGCUGCUCCGUUCGUCGCGGACGGCCGAGAUGGAGAAGUCCGGCAACCUCGCCAGGAACGCGCAGGGCAGCUUCAGGAUAGACGCCGCGCUCAACGUGGCAGCGGGCGCCGCCAAGGAGAAGGAAAGAGGGCAGCAGGACCACUACGGCAUCUUCGCGGUCCAGGACUCCAUCGUCAGAGACAUUGGCCCUUACAAGAACCUCGUCAGGUUCACCUCCAGCGCCUUCGACCUCAGAGGGUUCUCCAGCUCCCCUCUUCUCACCAAAUUGAGGGAGAUGUUGGAGGCCUUGCAGCAGGUGGAUUUAAGGUUUCUGACGCAUCAGCAGAAGCUCGCAUUCUGGCUCAACAUUUACAACACUUGUAUCAUGCACGGAAUUCUGCAGCAUGGUCUGCCCUCCAACUCUGAAAAAUUACUUGCACUGAAGAAUAAGGCAACAAUUAACGUUUCAGGGCAAAAGUUCAAUGCACUAGUGAUAGAGAACUUCAUCUUAAGGCAGCCAUCCAGCGUGAAAGAGGAACUAUGGAAAUGCGACAUUGAUGUUGAAGAACAACAUGUAAGGAGUCUGUAUGGAUUGAACAGUUCAGAGCCUAACAUUCUGUUCGCAUUAUGUUGCGGGAUCAGAUCAUCCCCAGCGCUACGGAUAUACAAGGCAGAACGCGUGAUGAUGGAUCUGGAGAAGGCGAAGUUGGACUACCUGCAGGCGUCUUUGGUGGUGACCUCGACAAGGAGGCUGAUGAUACCAAGCCUGAUACACUCCAACAUGCACGAUUUCGCGAAGGACAUGGAGUCGCUGCUCCGGUGGAUUUGCGACCAGCUCCCGACGUCUUGGUCGCUCAGGAAAUCCAUGCUGGACUGCUUGAGAGGGCAGCAGGGUCAUCUCAAGGUGGAUGACGUCGUGGAGGUGAUCCAGUAUGACUAUGAGUUUCAGUAUCUGCUGCCCAUGUGAGCAUAGGUCCUGGAUUUCUAAGUUUAGUGCUUACUACAGAAGUACAUAUCGGUCAGACGGUCACGUAUAUUCACGGUAAAUUGUAUUUUCAUGUAUAAGUUCUUUUUGGUGAAAGACUUCACUUUUGGAAAAUUUAGCCUAGUUGUCCCCGUGUAUUGUGCGAUGGAAUAGGUGUGUAUACACAAUAAAAAGAGGAGGUGAAUAUAGUUUUGAUCAUUUGAACCUGGUUAUUAAUUUUUAA